Phytophthora nicotianae INRA-310 is the source of this 1849-nucleotide messenger RNA. RefSeq lists its product as hypothetical. The record is from RefSeq and is a predicted model, not a curated record. Gene Ontology annotation, molecular function: metalloendopeptidase activity. Bases 29 to 1483 code for a protein of 484 amino acids. Gene Ontology annotation, biological process: CAAX-box protein processing. Lineage: Eukaryota; Oomycota; Peronosporomycetes; Peronosporales; Peronosporaceae. The transcript has a single exon. Gene Ontology annotation, cellular component: endoplasmic reticulum membrane.
CGAUCCAUUACCCAUUUUGCCACGUACGAUGGUAGAGCUUUCUUGGUGGCAGGCGCCGUACUUCACGGAGCCCGGAUGGAGGCCCAGCGCCAGCCCCGUGCCCUAUUUCCUAGGCGCUCUGGUCUUUAUGACCGUUGUCUAUCUGUUUGAGACGUAUCUGGACAUCCGUCAGCACCGUAAGUUGCAUGACAAGCGGUUCCCGAAGCCAUUGGCGGAGGCGAUCGAGGGUCUCGGCAGCUACCGCAUGAAGAAGGACGAGAAGGAAUCAGAAGAUGAUAAGAAAGAGGAAUCGGAAACGCAGGAGGAGGAGGAGACGACGCUGCUGGCUGCGAUCCAAGCCAAAUUCGACAAAAGUCGCGCCUACGGACUGGACAAGAGCACGUUCGGCUUUGUGCACGGCGUCUACAACCAGUUGGAGGCCUCAGCUUUCUUGCUGCUGGGCUAUCUGCCCUUCAUGUGGACCAUGAGCGGCAAGGCACUGCUGUCUUUGGGCCUGGACGCCGACAAUGAGAUCUACCGAGCGCUAAUGCUACUGACACUCACGACCAUCCGGGACACGCUCGUGGGCAUCCCCUUCGGACUUUACUCGACAUUUGUGGUAGAAGCUCGUCACGGCUUUAAUAAGCAGACACUGGGACUGUUCUUCAUGGACAAGAUCAAGAGCUUCGGGCUGUUUAUUGUCAUCGGAUUCCCCGUCACAGCUGCGUUGAUCUACGUCAUCCGAUGGGGAGGGGAGUACUUCUACAUGUACGUCUGGGCGUUCCUCUUUGUCUUCUCCGUCGUCAUGAUGACGCUCUAUCCAGUGCUCAUCAUGCCGCUGUUCAACAAGUUCACGCCACUAGAAGAGGGCGAGCUCCGUACGCGCAUCGAAGCGCUGGCUGCGAGCCUCAACUUCCCGCUGACCAAGCUCUUCGUCACGGACGGCUCCAAGCGCUCCAGUCACAGCAAUGCCUAUUUCUUCGGACUGUUUAAGAGCAAGCGCAUUGUAUUGUUCGAUACGCUAUUGGAGCAGGCGACGCACGACGAGAUCGUUGCUAUACUGGGCCACGAACUUGGACACUGGAAGCUCUGGCACACUGCGCAGGGCUUUGUGAUCCAGCAAGUGUACAUCUUGGCUUCCUUCUACGUGUUCGGACUCUGCAUGAAUGAUGCUGAGCUGUUCGCAAGCUUCGGAUUCGCAGGAGACUCGUCCAAGCCUGUGAUCAUCGGCUUCCUACUCUUUUCGCAGACCAUGUGGGCUCCAGUGGAGCACGUACUGUCCUUCUUGAUCACAUUGAACACUCGUAAAAACGAGUUCCAAGCAGAUGCGUUUGCGGUGGACCUUGGCCAUGACGUCGCGCUCAAAUCCGGACUCACUAAGCUUGCGAUCGAGAACCUGUCCAACAUGAACCCGGACGUGCUGUACAGUGCCUACCACUACAGCCACCCGCCCCUCGUUGAGCGCCUGAACGCCAUCACGGCACGUGCCAAGAAGUCGCAGUAAGGAGCGAACAACAACCUGUGAGCUUUGUAACUUGGAACAUGAUUCUUGCAGCUCUGUUUUCAACUACCUGCACACUCCGGAUAUGUUGUACUGGAAGGUUAACAUACGCACUAAUGUAUUUUACGUCCAACUACUGUAAACAACACUACACAGCGCCGUGGACUCUCCUGACAAGCAGUUUUUGUCUGCGUAUACCGAGGAACAACAGAAGAGGAAGGCCGAAGUCUAAGCACACGCAUCCGCACGCUUCAUGCGUGUUUGGUUUGUGCUUGUUAGUAAGGACUCCUUGCGAGCACGACGUAGCGCAUCCGAGUCUGGCUGGGGUUGUAGAUGAUAUACUCGCUGUGAUGCAGUCCCGUUCGCUCC